AGAAGAGAGAAUAGGGUAGGUUUAAUUUUCUGGUUUUCCCCACAAUGGCUUCGACGUUGGAACCUGGAAGCUCAUCGGCAAACAUUUAUUUACCGGAAGAGUGGUCGGAGGCUGCUGAUUCAAUAGCCUAUGAGUCUGUAACUUCUCCUCCUCCUUUGUCUUUAAUCUGUGGUGCCAAAAACUCCGGCAAAACUACUUUCUCCCGUCAUCUCCUUAAUGUUCUUCUCCAAAGGUAUGGAAAAGUAGCUUAUUUGGACACAGAUGUUGGGCAGUCUGAGUUCACGGUUCCAGGUUUUGUGUCGCUUACUGUUGUCGACAAAAUUACCCCAGAUUUGGCAAUUCCAUGCUUGAAGACACCUGAGAGGUGCUUUUAUUUUGGUGAUGUUUCAUCAAAAAGAAACCCGUCAACAUACUUGAAAUACAUAUGUGCUCUAUAUGAUUACUAUCGAGAGCAAUACAUGUUUGACAAGAGUGAAAAUGCUGGUAGGGCUGAAUUACCCCUUGUUGUCAAUACCCCUGGCUGGGUGAAAGGCAUUGGAUACGAAAUAUUGGUGGAUAUGUUGAGAUAUAUUUCUCCUACUCAUGUGGUUAAGAUAAACAUAUCUGCUGAGAGUAAGAAUCUUCCAGGUGGGACAUUCUGGUUAGAUGGUGAUUGUGAUGGGAUGGUUAAUGUUAUGGAGAUCAAGUCUGCUCACCGGGACUCCUUUAAUAGAUCGUUGCUUGUACAGAAGGAUGCUCGCCUUCUGCGAGAUUUAAGGAUCUUUGCUUAUUUCAGGCAAUGCUUUCCUAGUGACAAGCCUAUUACUACAAUCAAAGAACUUGCAUAUGCACUGGCUUCUCAUUCUCCAUACGAAGUUUCAAUAUCAAUUAUCAAAAUUAGACAUCUUCAUUGUCAGGUUCCAAGCAGUGAAACAUACUACAGUUUGAAUGCAACUAUUGUUGGCUUGGCUGUUAGUUCGGAGGAGUCUGAAGAUUUACCAUGGUGUGUUGGACUUGGAAUCGUGCGAGGAAUUGACACACUUAAAGGUGUACUUUAUGUGAUAACUCCUGUUCCACCGUGCACUCUGGAGAAGGUCAAUCUUUUCCUGCAGGGUUUUAUUCAGAUUCCUACUUGCUUGUUGCAGGUCAAGGGAUGCAGAUCACCUUACGUAACUUCAAAUGUUUUGUCGGAUAGGUUUUACUAACCAUACGAACAGUUUUCAUCGGAUAUCUGUUAUUGAUGUUUAUAGGCAGUGGCCAAUAUACAUUAGCUGUCUUCUGUAUUCAUUUUGAAGUGACAGAUGAGUCAAUUUUUGUA
Hibiscus syriacus is the source of this 1297-nucleotide messenger RNA. RefSeq names its product polynucleotide 5'-hydroxyl-kinase NOL9-like. Gene Ontology annotation, molecular function: polynucleotide 5'-hydroxyl-kinase activity. The transcript has 9 exons. Gene Ontology annotation, cellular component: nucleus. The coding region runs from base 45 to 1184 and encodes 379 amino acids. The record is from RefSeq and is a predicted model, not a curated record. Lineage: Eukaryota; Viridiplantae; Streptophyta; Magnoliopsida; Malvales; Malvaceae. Gene Ontology annotation, biological process: cleavage in ITS2 between 5.8S rRNA and LSU-rRNA of tricistronic rRNA transcript (SSU-rRNA, 5.8S rRNA, LSU-rRNA).